GUCACGCCUAUUCUAUCUGCCCAUAAUAAUGUGCCCUAGCUCAUCUUGUGCUAUGUCUCUAACUUGUGAAUCUCUGAACUUUCAUCAAAUCUCGAUCGAUUCCCUCUUUUCCAGUUUUCGUCUUCAAUCCAUUAUUGUUGUCAUUUUGGGCACUUGAUUGAUGUCGCGCAGGUUGGACUUCGAUAUACCUCAACAACCGCUACUGCUGCUGGAUACCUCCGGACAGCCGGCAUCGGCCCUUCAUGCACCACUCCACCAACGGCAUUCAUCGUUUGUCACCACGAAAAGUUACUGAUCCUGAUCUCGUUGCUAUCCGUGACAAGCUUGUUGACGCUCUCGCUCUCAAGGCGUCCGCUCUUGUGACGCCGCCAGCCACCAACUUGUCUCCUCCGUCUUCGCACGCUGGUCCGCCCGGCACGGCCCAGCGACCUUCCUCUCGAUCUCGACAUCGCCGACCAAAACGUCCUUCUUCAUCACCUCGUCUAGUCGUCGGCCCUGACGCAAUUCAUCGUCUACCAUCUGAGCUGGCUCGGUUGCACUUGUCUUCACCGCUCAUUGUGUCGAGCCCUUCAAGAUCAAAUAUCGCUCGCAAAAUUCAAGCCAUUAUUCCUAAUCUCAACAGUCAAAUUCUCUGUUCAUCUAAUACCACCGUGCCAGCCCGGGCAUCUGGACGAGAUUGCGUUGUCAGCGUCGGGGGAGGUUCUGCUGUUACUUUGGCCCGAGCUGUUGGCUUACGGAAAGGAAUCCCUCACAUUUGCAUCCCUACGACAUAUAGUGGAAGUGAACUACACCCAGGCGGAGGAUCUAGCGACUCAUCUUCCGAAGAAAAAGGCAGCGGCCACGACACCAGGAUACUUCCCACCGUUAUAAUUUACGACGACAACCUCACCAUGAGCUCUCCAACUCGAUUUUCAGCGCCCAGCGAUGAGAAAGUCAUGGAGGACUUUGCUCGAGCCGACACGCUGCCCAAAUCAGAAGAUGCCUGCUGGGGCUAUCUUCACAUUCCAGGCGUUUAACACCUUCUGGUCUUGUCCACCCGGACAUCUUUUUUUAUAAUCUCAUUUUAAAAUCACCUGUCUUGUACCUGCGAGGGGCCCUUCAGCCUCCUAUUCUCAUACCAGGAUCCCCACCUUCACACUGAUUUUUCGGAUAUGGGAUCGUAAUGAUUUUUGCGAUAUUCGCACAACGCACACCACCCACCCCGCGUCACCCUUCACGCGGUUGAGGAAUCAUGGAGAAAGGAGCAUGACCCCCGGUCUGUGGAGUUUUCUAGUACUCUGCAUUGCAUCACCGGGAUUUCGCGCGCUUCUCUGCAAGACAUAGACCACCCGCUUGGUCUUCCAUAAUUCUCUGAUAGAGUAUUUCUGGGGACGAUGCCGCUUCAAGUCCUUUCUCUAGUCACCGGUUCAGAUGCAAUCCUUGGCGCCAUGUGUAAUGGCAAGGUAUCUGCUUCUACCCCCUUUCCGGGAUAGAAU
Messenger RNA from Fusarium oxysporum Fo47, 1475 nucleotides. RefSeq lists its product as uncharacterized. The transcript has a single exon. Gene Ontology annotation, molecular function: alcohol dehydrogenase (NAD+) activity; metal ion binding. The coding region runs from base 243 to 1016 and encodes 257 amino acids. NCBI's taxonomy places the organism in Eukaryota, Fungi, Ascomycota, Sordariomycetes, Hypocreales, Nectriaceae. The record is from RefSeq and is a predicted model, not a curated record.